GUGACACCCUGGACAUGCAUUUGCAGGAAAUUAAGAAUGUUCUGAAGAAAAUCUAGAACCAUACUUCAAUUGGGAUAGCCUCAAACAUCUGCAUGAAAGAGUGCCGUGUUGAUGAAAAUGUAUGUAUGAACUUUGUGCUCCUAUGAGAGUGAUAUUUUAUUUCUUUUCUUGGUGUAACUUGUAAGUAUGGAUAACUAACUCCCUAGUAUCGGGGGAUUUCAUAGAAGGACGGUGAUAGAUUGCUUUGAAAAUGAAGAUAUGAUAGAGCGUAGACAGUUAUCACCAUGACACCUUCACCUUGUUACUAAUGUAAGUAUGGAUAGCUUUAUUCUUCACUACCAUAUAUCUACAACAACUGAAUAUUCAAGAAUAAUAAACAUCAUUCCACCAUGCCAACCCACAGUCUCCUUGUUAGUCUACCCCCAGGCUACCAACAACACACAUUCAGCAAUCUUGAAGCCCUCGAAAAGACAGCCCAAGAAGUCCUCGACAACCUCAACACCACCGACAACGGAAACCAAUAUAUCGCCAUCACCAACCUCCCAAACCACGCCCAAUCACCUAGCAGGCGACACCGACAUCGCCAGACUGAAAGGCAUCCCCUACCGCUUCUCCUGCGAGGGAACAACCGGGCUGCUCAAGAUCAUCCCAUCAUACGAACACGCAAGCCUCGUCGGUGCAUUCAGCACAAAGCUGACACUCAUGUUCGCCCGCAUGGGCGUUCCAGAAACCGAGAUCGUCUGGGGUAGGGCGACUAGACAUCCACCAUCGCCGAGGAUCACAGAUACACUCAAAGAGCCAGACGAGUGUUUCUUUCCGAGUACGCGCCGUUUGCCGGGAGGACAUAAGUGGCCUACGCUGGUGCUCGAGGUUGAAGUGGUUGGUUCUCUCCCUCGUUUGUGUGAGGAGCUGAGAUAUUGUACGAGGUUGUUGUAUUUUCUCGUUGUAUGGUGUUUAUAUAGUCCUUUUCGUUACCGUGUGGCUUCUGAUAUAACUGACAACAUGGAUAUUGUACAAUAUUGAGUACUUGUCUGUCAUGAAUAGACAGCUUAGACAGUAUCA
Molecule: messenger RNA, 1062 nt
Organism: Aspergillus wentii DTO 134E9
Lineage: Eukaryota; Fungi; Ascomycota; Eurotiomycetes; Eurotiales; Aspergillaceae
Exons: 1
Coding region: 316-1023 (235 amino acids)
Source: RefSeq, a predicted model, not a curated record